CCCACAGCGGCUCGGCCCCUUUCUCCAGAAGGACAACCUGCUGACCCCGGGCCAGGAUGGACGGCAGACUGUGGCCUUCACAUUGGGUCUGGUCCCUGCUGGCUCUGGUACUCGUGGCUGGAGGUGUGGCGUCCACUGGGGCCACGGACAACAGCCCGACGUCCAACAGCCUGGAGGGGGGCGCUGACGCCACCGCCUACUGGUGGGGGGAGUGGACCAAGUGGACGGCCUGCUCUCGCAGCUGCGGGGCCGGGGUGACGUCCCAGGAGCGGCACUGCCUGCAGCAGAGGAGGACGUCUGUCACUGGCACUGGGAACAGGACCUGCACGGGCACGUCCAAGCGGUACCAGCUGUGCCGUGUGCAGGAGUGUCCGCCGGACGGGAGGAGCUUCCGCGAGGAGCAGUGCAUCUCCUUCAAUUCCCACAUGUACAACGGGCGGACGCACCAGUGGAAGCCCCUCUACCCCGAUGACUACGUCCACAUCUCCAGCAAGCCGUGCGACCUGCACUGCACCACCGUGGACGGCCAGCGGCAGCUCAUGGUCCCCGCCCGCGACGGCACGUCCUGCAAGCUCACCGACCUGCGAGGGGUUUGCGUGUCUGGAAAAUGUGAGCCCAUCGGCUGUGACGGGGUGCUCUUCUCCACCCACACGCUGGACAAGUGCGGCGUCUGCCAGGGGGACGGUAGCAGCUGCACCCACGUGACAGGCAAUUACCGCAAGGGGAACACCCACCUCGGUUACUCUCUGGUGACCCACAUCCCAGCCGGCGCCCGAGACAUCCAGAUCGUGGAGCGGAAGAAGUCCGCCGACGUCCUGGCUCUUGCAGAUGAAGCUGGCUACUACUUCUUCAACGGCAACUUCAAGGUGGACAGCCCCAAGAACUUCAACAUCGCCGGCACGGUGGUCAAGUACCGGCGGCCUAUGGACAUCUACGAGACGGGCAUUGAGUACAUCGUGGCACAGGGGCCCACCAACCAGGGCCUGAACGUCAUGGUGUGGAAUCAGAACGGCAAAAGCCCCUCCAUCACCUUCGAGUACACGCUGCUGCAGCCGCCCGACGCCGGCCGCCCCCAGCCCAUCUACUACAGCUUCUCCGAGCCCGCCUCAGAGAGCGCAGAGAGCCAGGAGCUGGACGGGGCCGACCUGGUGGGCUUCCUGCGACACAACGGCUCCCUCUACGGCCAGGCCUCCUCGGAGCGGCUGGGCCUGGACAACCGGCUGUUUGGCCACCUGGGCCCGGGGAUGGAGCUGGGUCUGCCCAAGGGCCAGGAGACCAACGAGGUGUGCGAGCAGGCCAGCGGCGGGGCCUGCGAGGGGCCCCCCAGGGGCAAGGGCUUCGGAGACGGCAACACCACCGGGACGGCUCUUAUGGGGGACAAGGAGGACCAAGAGGCCGACGCCCGUUUCACCUCCCAGGAGCUCCUCUCCGCCAACGCCAUCUCCGACCAGCUCCUGGGCGCAGGCUCCGACUCCAAGGAGCCCGCCCUCAACGAGACUGUCAACAGCAUCUUUGCGCAGGGCGUCCCGAGGAGCUCCCCGGCCGAGACCUUCUACGUGGACUACGAGGAGAGCGAGGGAGCGGGCGCUUACCUGCUCAACGGGUCCCACCUGGAGCUGAGCAGCGACAGGGUGGCCAACACCUCCUCCGAGGCCCCCUUCCCCAACGUCAGCGCCAGCCUCCCCACCGCGCCGGGGAACAGGACUCACAAGGCCAGGACCAGGCCCAAGGUGCGCAAGCAAGGCGUGAGCCCGGCGGACAUGUACCGGUGGAAGCUGUCGUCCCACGAGCCGUGCAGCGCUACCUGCACCACAGGGGUCAUGUCAACCUACGCCAUGUGUGUCCGCUAUGACGGCAUCGAGGUGGACGACAGCUACUGCGACGCCCUGACCCGUCCCGAGCCCGUCCAGGAAUUCUGUGCUGGGAGAGAGUGCCAGCCCAGGUGGGAGACCAGCAGCUGGAGCGAGUGCUCGCGCACCUGUGGCGAGGGCUACCAGUUCCGCAUCGUGCGCUGCUGGAAGAUGCUGUCGCCCGGCUUCGACAGCUCGGUGUACAGCGACCUGUGCGAGGCGGCCGAGGCCGUGCGGCCUGAGGAGCGCAAGACGUGCCGGAACCCGGCCUGCGGGCCCCAGUGGGAAAUGUCCGAGUGGUCCGAGUGCACGGCCAAGUGUGGGGAGCGCAGCAUGGUGACCAGGGACAUCCGCUGCUCGGAGGAUGAGAAGCUGUGUGACCCCAACACCCGGCCCGUUGGGGAGAAGGACUGCACAGGCCCCCCCUGCGACCGCCAGUGGACCGUCUCCGACUGGGGGCCGUGCAGUGGAAGCUGCGGGCAGGGCCGCAUGAUCAGACACGUGUACUGCAAGACCAGCGACGGACGGGUGGUGCCCGAGUCUCAGUGCCAGAUGGAGACCAAGCCUCUGGCCAUCCACCCCUGCGGGGACAAAAACUGCCCAGCCCACUGGCUGGCCCAGGACUGGGAGCGGUGCAACACCACCUGUGGCCGAGGCGUCAAGAAGAGGCUGGUCCUGUGCAUGGAGCUGGCCAAUGGGAAGCCGCAGACGCGCAGCGGCCCUGAGUGCGGGCUGGCCACGAAGCCCCCCGAGGAGAGCACGUGCUUCGAGAGGCCCUGCUUCAAGUGGUACACCAGCCCGUGGUCUGAGUGCACCAAGACCUGCGGGGUGGGCGUGAGGAUGCGAGACGUGAAGUGCUACCAGGGGACCGACAUCGUGCGAGGCUGCGACCCGCUGGUGAAGCCCGUUGGCAGACAGGCCUGUGACCUGCAGCCCUGCCCCACAGAGCCCCCAGACGACAGCUGCCAGGACCAGCCGGGCACCAAUUGUGCCCUGGCCAUCAAGGUGAACCUCUGCGGCCACUGGUACUACAGCAAGGCGUGCUGUCGCUCCUGCAGGCCCCCCCACUCCUAGGCGUGGCAGCCGCCGCUCCUCAGAGACCCAA
This is a messenger RNA of Diceros bicornis minor, 2955 nucleotides long. It is a transcript of the gene ADAMTSL2, whose product is annotated as ADAMTS like 2. The transcript has 19 exons. The coding region runs from base 57 to 2924 and encodes 955 amino acids. Gene Ontology annotation, cellular component: extracellular matrix. Gene Ontology annotation, biological process: extracellular matrix organization. The record is from RefSeq and is a predicted model, not a curated record. NCBI's taxonomy places the organism in Eukaryota, Metazoa, Chordata, Mammalia, Perissodactyla, Rhinocerotidae.